Molecule: messenger RNA, 1635 nt
Organism: Propithecus coquereli (Coquerel's sifaka)
Lineage: Eukaryota; Metazoa; Chordata; Mammalia; Primates; Indriidae
Gene: MFF
Product: mitochondrial fission factor
Exons: 10
Coding region: 502-1446 (314 amino acids)
Biological process (GO): positive regulation of mitochondrial fission
Cellular component (GO): peroxisome; mitochondrial outer membrane
Source: RefSeq, a predicted model, not a curated record
UCCUGUGCGUGAGCCGCACGUCCGCCCUUUCCCGCGUCACAUGACCACGAAUCGGCUUCCGUUACGGCUACUGGAAGGGGUCAGCCCCGGGCGUUCUCGCGUCUCUCCCGGCCAGCUGCGGGCAGCUCCGCCGGUUUUGCCUGGGCGCCUCGGUGCGCUCCGCCAACGGCCUCAGAGAGCGCUCACCCGAGCGCCCUGGGAGCCGGCAGGCGGCGGCCCGCGCCGGCGACCCUCCAGUGGGCCUAGGGGGACAAAAGUGGCUCUAAAUCCAGCACAUGCACAUAGAAGCAAGUUAAAGGAUUUAAUAUGAAGCACAGAAGCAGAUAGUGCCAAAUAGCAAGCAGUAGUUGGUACACAUUUCUGGAAAAGCAGUGUCCGUGUUGUUAUGUACACCUCCAAAAAAAAGUUCAGAUCUGUAGGGGAAUUGUUGUGUAAAGUAAACUGAACUACAGGGUAGCAGUAUUUUAAUAGCUAUUGUAGACGUGUAUUUACUGUAUUAAAAUGAGUAAAAGAACAAGCAGUGACACACCACUAGGAAGGGUGAGUGGGGCAGCAUUUCCUUCUCCCACUACUUCUGAGAUGGCGGAAAUUAGUCGAAUUCAGUAUGAAAUGGAAUAUACCGAAGGUAUUAGUCAGCGAAUGAGGGUCCCGGAAAAGUUAAAAGUAGCACCACCAAAUGCUGACCUGGAGCAAGGAUUCCAAGAAGGAGCUCCAAAUGCUAGUGUGAUAAUGCAGGUUCCAGAGAGGAUUGUUGUAGCAGGAAAUAAUGAAGACAUUUCAUUUUCAAGACCAGCAGAUCUUGACCUUAUUCAGUCAACUCCCUUUAAACCUCUGGCACUAAAAACACCACCUCGUGUACUUACACUAAGUGAAAGACCACUAGAUUUUCUGGAUUUAGAAAGACCUCCUACAACCCCUCAAAAUGAAGAAAUCCGUGCAGUUGGCAGGCUAAAGAGAGAGCGCUCUAUGAGUGAAAAUGCUGUUCGCCAAAAUGGACAGUUGGUCAGGAAUGAUUCUAUGUGGCACAGAUCAGAUUCUGCCCCAAGAAAUAAAAUUUCAAGGUUCCAGGCACCGAUUUCUGCACCGGAGUACACUGUGACACCAUCGCCACAACAGGCUCGGGUCUGUCCUCCCCAUAUGUUACCUGAAGAUGGAGCUAAUCUUUCCUCUGCUCGUGGCAUUUUGUCGCUUAUCCAGUCUUCUACUCGUAGGGCUUACCAGCAGAUCUUGGAUGUGCUGGAUGAAAAUCGCAGACCUGUGUUGCGUGGUGGGUCUGCUGCCGCCACUUCUAAUCCUCAUCAUGACAACGUCAGGAUAAUCAAACUAAAUAGACGUCUACAACUUCUAGAAGAGGAGAACAAAGAACGUGCUAAAAGGGAAAUGGUCAUGUAUUCAAUUACUGUAGCAUUCUGGCUGCUUAAUAGCUGGCUCUGGUUUCGCCGCUAGAGGUAACCUCAGCUUUCAAAAAUAUUGUCUCAACAGCGGAAAUAUAAAAGAUUUGCAAACUUCGUUGUUUCUGUCUUUGCAUUGUAUGCCGUUUUAUAGUCCAUGCCCUGAAAAUGUAUUUCUUCCAGAAAAUGGGGGGGAAGGACCUAUAUUUGUAGAAGUAAAGGUAUGUUCUGUCACUCAGCUGUA